CACUGGUGGCCUAUUCUAUUUGAGGAUGGAGCUCCAGCAGUGAACACCCUUCACGCGCACCGCAGUUUCGGCGUGAUGCUGACCGGGACCGGAGGAUGCCGCAGUCCUGAAUGGAACAUUUAAAAGGCAACAUUCUGCGUUUAUUUUCAAUCUAAUAACGAAUGGCAGUUUGUUGACGAGGAACGAGCUUUGUGUGAAUAUGAAAUAUCCUGCAGAUAUUUCCCUUGUUCAGUGAUGCAGCUUCAUUUCCUCUGCUCGGCUGCUUAUGGAGAAGGGUAAACCGUCUGUGCUGGAUUGACAUGGAUUGUGUGCUUUCCGACUAGAACAUCUCACUGAUCGUUUAAUAUUAAUAUGGAGGGUGAUAUUCCAGUCAUGUUAGAGCAGUUCUUGAGCAGCCCUCUUGUCACUUGGGUUAGGACAUUUGGUCAGCUUGGUGACAGAGAGGGGAACAUGCUCUAUGAAUACACUGUAUUAGUGGAUGGCAUAUUCUUGAACAAGGUCAUGAAUCAAAUAAAUCCCAAAGGCACUAUUCAAGGUUUAAACAAAGUGAACAAUGACGUUGGCCAGAGAGCUCAAAACCUGUCUGUUCUAGUUUACCACAUCAAGUCAUACUACCAGGAGACCCUCCAUCAGCUGAUUAUGAUGCCUCCUCCCAGCGUGCUGCUGCUGGGCAGGAACCCAGUCUGUGAGGAAGGUCUAGAAGAGAUCAGGAAUUUGCUGCUACUGUUGCUUGGCUGUGCUGUGCAGUGUGAAAGAAAAGAGGAGUAUAUCGAGAAGAUACAAAGUCUUGAUUUUGACACAAAAGCAGCAAUUGCAGCUCAUAUCCAAAAGGUGACUCAUUGUCAGGAGAACGUGUUUGAUCUGCACUGGCUGGAGACCGAGGGUCUUUGUCCAGAGGAAUGGGAAAAUCUCUGCAGAAGUAUGAGCAUUAAUCUCAAAAUGUUAGUGGACCAGCGAGACCGGCAAUUUGAGGCCAUCGUGGAGUUGAUGCAGGGGAAAGAGACGAUGACGUCUGUUGUGUUUGGUGAUGACUCCUCCCUCAAAGAGUCCACCAGCGGCUGGCUCUCUUUUUCCCAGCAACAUCUGGCACUAGAGCUGGCGAAUGCUAAAGCCAGGAUCAAAUGCCUCAGACAGGAACUAGAAGAGAAAAGUGAACAGCUUUUAGACUGCAGGCAGGACCUGGAAAGGGUGGAAGCGGAGGUUAAAAGACUCCAGCAAGAGAACAUGCAGCUGUUAACAGAUGCACGAACAGCCAGGAUGUACCGUGACGAGCUGGAUGCGAUGAAAGAAAGAGCCAUCAGAGCAGACAAACUGGAGAGUGAAGUGGCUCGCUACCGAGAUAAACUUCACAACUUGAACUUUUACAAAGCCAAACUGGAGGAGCUAAAGGAGGAUAAUCAGGUGUUGAUGGAAAGUAAGGCCAUGCUGGAGGAAGAGCUACAGGGUGUCAAAGCACGAUCUGAUAAACUGCACCAUCUGGAGAAACACAACCUCCUACUAGAAUCAAAACUUCAUGACAUCGAAGAGGAAAGAACUGUGAAUAGGAGACGAACAGAGGAGCUGCUGGAAAGGAACGUUAUCCUGGAGCUCUCUCAGAAAAGGACUAUGGAAGAAUCAAAGCAUUUGGGCUGGGAGCUAGAACUCGCCAAGAACCCUCAACAGAAUUCAGAGUCGAAAUCUUUGGGCCAAGAGGUAACUGAAGUGACAUGUAGCAGGUUGCUGAAACUGGAAAAAGAGAACCAGAGGUUGUUGAAGGCCCUGGAAGAACUUCAAGGAACCGGAUUCAUCUCUGAAUCUAAACAUACUGAGGAAAAUGGGAGGACGGACAUAGUGGACUAUAAGACUCACAAAUCUACUCCAGCAUUUGCCAACAUGCACAAUGGCCAAAUUAUCACACCAACUCUGAAGACCAGCAAUCAUUCCCUUGACACAGAACAUACAUCCUUGGAAAAUACUAACGGCAAUCUUCAUUGUCUUGAAGUAGAGGUCCACGAAUUGGAGACUGAGGACCAGAGUCAUCAAGUCAAAUUCAUCCAAAACCAACUACGAGUAGAUCUUAAAAACCAAGGUCUAGUGCAUGAGAAUGGAGAUUUGGAGCAAGAUAGGAGUUGUCUGGAGAAGGAGAAUCGGAGAUUGCAGCAGCAAAUGAAGAUCAAGGAGGUCUCGUUGGAUUGUAGUAACCUGAAGCUGGUGGUCCUUGAGAAGGAGAACCGUACCCUGGUUAAAAAGUCUAACUCUCUUAGUGAGGCCUGCACCAAGAACAAAGAGCUAGAGAAGGAAAACCAGGAGCUGAUUCAACAGACUGGAGUGGAUAAGAGGAUGCUGAUGACAUUACGAGAGGAGCUACUGGACCAAAGGUUGAAAUUGCACCAGAAAGAAUCUGAUCUUGAAAAUUUGGCUUAUGAACUAGAGAGGAUGAGGUUACACCAGGAGACAAGAAUAGAAGAUCAUGAGACUGUAGAUCAGGGUCUCAGUCAUUGUAAGCAGUUAGAGUCAGAGCUGGAGUCUUCUCUAAUGAAAUCCCUGAAGAUUAAGAAAGAGAGAAUGGCUGCCCUCGAGGCCCGUCUGCAAGCAUCGGCAAAGAUAAACCAGCACCUAAGACUCGAUCUUAAAACUGUCAAACAGAAAUAUGAGGCAUUGCUUCAGAGGGAUGAGGAGGAAAAGGCAGGACAGUGUUCUCCACCAGAGUGGACAUGGCACAGAGAGAGUCAGGAGGCCACAUGGGCACUGCUCAGACUCAAAGAUCGACUCAUUGAGGUGGAGAGAAAUAAUGCAACUCUUCAGGCUGAGAAACAAGCUUUGCAAACACAACUGCAGUCAUUGCAGAUGCAGUCAGAUGGGUUGCCGGCACAAAUAAUUGCGUUACAACAGCAGACUGCUUCCUUGCAGGAGAGCAACACAACACUGCAGACACACAAUGCAAAAUUACAGGUAGAGAAGUCCACUUUAUCUUCCCAGAAUUCCUCUCUGAUGGCUCAUAAUGCACAUUCACAGCGGGAGCGGCAGAGUUCGGAGGCUGAGAGGGAGAGCGCGAUACGGGAGAGAGAAGAUCUGUGCACCGUUAAUGAAGUUCUUCUCCGAGACCACGAGAGACUGAGCGUCCUGCAUGAGAGACAGGCAGCAGAGUUGGAGGUGCUCUCUCACAGGUACUCAACAAUGGAGAACAGUCAUCGAACCAUGGAGAUAGAGCGCAGAUCACUGGAGGACAGAUAUAAUACACUAGUUCAGCAGUGCACUCAGCUGGAGGAGCUCGAGACAGCUCUCAGAGAAGAACAGCAGAAGAUGCAGAAUCAGAUAUGCACAAACAGGAACAUAACAGCAGAGUGCAAAAAACUCAGAGACGAGAAAGACUGGCUGAAUCAAACCUACCAGAAGCUGUUGGCAGAGAAUGAGGAACUUCAGGUUGAGCACAAGAGCAUAAAGAGCCAGUUGAACUCCUGCAAACUGGAUCAAACGCUGCUGGAAUCAGAGCUGUCCAAACUCAAAGAGCAGAACCAGCAGCUGGAAAUCACCAGCAUUAAACUGACCGACCAGUGUGAGUUGCUGACCCAGCUGAAGGGGAACUUGGAAGAGGAAAACCGACACUUGCUGGACCAGAUCCAGAGCCUGAUGCUGCAGAUCCGAACCCUGCUUGAUCAGACCAUGGAGAGCAAGGACCUGUUCCAUGUGGAACAGAAACAAUAUAUAGACAAACUGAAUGAACUCAGGAGGCAGAAGGAAAAGCUGGAAGAGAAAAUCCUGGAUCAGUACAAGUUCUAUGACCCAUCACCUCCACGCAGACGGGGCAACUGGAUAACACUGAAGAUGAGGAAGUUGAUGAAGACAAGGACUCCUGAUCAGGAGCAUGUUCGUUCCUCAACUCCCCAGCUCCGCUCCGAGUCAUGCGAGGGUCUGGCUGACCUGCGCUGCAACCACAACGGCUCCUCUGUGGGUUCCCAGGGCUCUGAGGAAUCGGCUUUCAACUCCCUUAAUGGUGACACUGUGUCCCCUAAGAGGAGCAGCACCUGCACCCUGAAAAUGUUUCAUGUUAAGGGUAACAACCUAAAGGAUAAAGACAAAGUAAAGUCUCUCUUCCGCCGAUCUCUGUCCAUGAAUGACCUUCUGCAGUCAGAGGGAUGUCUGGAUAAGGUCUCUUGGCAGCAGGAAGAUCAGCCAGAAGAGCAAAUAAUACCACACACCAUUGCCAUUUCAAAAAAACACUCCACAUCAUCAUCAUUUCAUAGCUACUCUUCCAUAGAAAACCAUACAAUAACCUGUAAUAAAGGUACAAACUCAAAAUGCACAUGGAAAGAUUUUCAAGGAGACACAAUUUCACCAAGGCUUGCAAAUGGCACUGAAGGCCAAGAUCACGGCCUGAAUGGCAAAUCGAGUCGUGCACCAAGUGUGAGCAAAGGUGAGUUCAGCGUGAGCCAGAAGAACGAGGCCUGGUCCAGUGAUAGCAGCCCCCUUCCAGAUCCAUUCCUGUCCAGCCAGCAACGAUUCAGUGACUCCCCUUCCCCAGCCCGACCCAACCACGAGGAGCUCAGGCAGGGCUACUGCUCCUCAAGGAGCGGGGUACAGAGGACCAGCAGUGGGAGAUCCACUAGAGACUGUUCAGCCCAAAAGCUAGACAAAGCAACCAUUGGACUGUAUAAAACUCAGAGUGUGCAAAGUACAGAGUCUGAUUCUAAACCUGCUCUCGAGACGCAGGGGAAUUCCUCCUCCGUAUCAGGCUGCUUGAACUGCUUUGUCACGCCAGUGCGAAUCCGUAAAACAGGCCAGGCUCUGUCCACUCUGCCCCGCGCCAGCUGUGUCAUCUCAACAUCAGAGGGCAACAGUCGACGUGCCAGUGUCCAUGUACCACUGAAGUCAGGGGGCUCGUUGUCGAAUAAGAGUGGUGCUGAACCUCAGCCUCACCCCAGUGAUCAGGUUUUAAAAGAAAGCCCUGUGUUGGAAGAGAAAGACCACAAACCAAAAAACCUUCUUGAUUCAGCAUUCACCAUCGAUUCAGUCUUUACAAACACAAUUUUCAGUGAGUGAAGUUGAAUUGAUACCAGUUAGAAAAAGGUUCUAUGUAAACACCUUUACCUGAAAUCAGUUGUAAAACAUUUAGGCUAUACCGUGAUCAUAUAAAUACAUCUUAUUCAGACCAUACUAUGAUUAGACUCUGAGGUGAAUUCAGGCAUAAUCUGUCUGGAAGCCAAUAAACAAUCCUCUUCCUUGAACAAUCCUCAGCAAAGGUCCUUCAUUUGUUUUGGAUGACACACAUAUAUUUUCCCCUUAUCACUCCCUAUUUUGUCUCCUCAUAUUUUGUUGUUUGCAUUUUUGCUAUGUGGUAACUGAUCUCUUUUUUUUCUUCAAAUGACUUGCAUGAAGUUUAAAUAAAAAAAGAAGAAAAUUAAAUACAAAUGUCCCUCUUUUCAUUUUUUUGAGCAUGUAGCAUCAAAACUGUUGUGAUUUAUUUGCUCUGUCUACUGUAUAAACUGUAUACAGUCAUUUUCCCUUUUGCAGCAUAGAAGA
Carassius gibelio (silver crucian carp) is the source of this 5499-nucleotide messenger RNA. Its product is annotated as girdin-like. Gene Ontology annotation, molecular function: microtubule binding; dynein light intermediate chain binding. NCBI's taxonomy places the organism in Eukaryota, Metazoa, Chordata, Actinopteri, Cypriniformes, Cyprinidae. The record is from RefSeq and is a predicted model, not a curated record. Gene Ontology annotation, cellular component: cytoplasm; centrosome. The transcript has 27 exons. Gene Ontology annotation, biological process: cytoplasmic microtubule organization; cytoskeleton-dependent intracellular transport. Bases 352 to 5019 code for a protein of 1555 amino acids.